AGGAUUCAUUGCCUUCAUUAUACCAUCUACCUUGCCUCCCUCCCUCCUCACAACAACAAUGUCUUCCACACUCGGCCUAGGUCCCCACCCUCUCCUCCAGCCCAUCACAGCCCUAGCAGGCUGGACCUUCCUAAUGCAAUCCUGGAUGCACGUCACACGCAUCAACGCCAUCGGAAAAUACAACGUCUCCAUCGACGCCAGCAAAAUCAAUUCGGAGCUCGAAUCCAAAGUCCCCAAUAACAUUCAAGCCAUUGCGCACAAUUACAAUCAUCUGCACGAACAACCUACGGUGUUUUAUGCUGUCGCGUUGGCGCUGGCGGUUGUGGGUGAUAAUCAUCCGUAUACGAUCAAGGCGGCGUGGACGUAUGUUGGGUUGAGAGUGGGACAUUCUUUGUAUCAGGUUUUUGUGAAUCGGGUUUUGACACGCUUUCAAAUCUUCUUGAGCAGUUCGGUUGUCGUUGCUGGGCUGUGGGGUCGUCUUGCGACGCUUGUGUUCUAGAAAGUUGCUUGAGAGUGCGAAAAGGGGGGAGGGAGAUAGGGGAGGAUUGGUUGUAUGAUUCGGUGUUAUCCAUCCAGGAAAUUUUCUGUUUGUAUCAUGAAUUGCUCAAUAUCAAUUUGAACGAGGAAACACAACUAUCAAUUAGUCAAUAAC
Sphaerulina musiva SO2202 is the source of this 652-nucleotide messenger RNA. RefSeq lists its product as uncharacterized. The transcript has 3 exons. The record is from RefSeq and is a predicted model, not a curated record. Gene Ontology annotation, cellular component: membrane. Lineage: Eukaryota; Fungi; Ascomycota; Dothideomycetes; Mycosphaerellales; Mycosphaerellaceae. Bases 59 to 499 code for a protein of 146 amino acids.